Prunus avium (sweet cherry) is the source of this 665-nucleotide messenger RNA. RefSeq names its product PLASMODESMATA CALLOSE-BINDING PROTEIN 5-like. NCBI's taxonomy places the organism in Eukaryota, Viridiplantae, Streptophyta, Magnoliopsida, Rosales, Rosaceae. The record is from RefSeq and is a predicted model, not a curated record.
UUUGAGCUUUUUCUUUUUAAAGAUGAGAUGAGAAUCUCGUGGCCCAAGUUGGUUUGGUUGCUCCAUAAAUACUAUAGAGAUGUUUGAAUUGCGGCAGUUACAAGUUUUUGUUGAGUUGAAACUUGAAAACAAUGUCUUCUACUUUGCUGCUAUGGAUUCUGCUAGCUCUCAUGUUUUUGGCUCAAACACCACAAAGAUGUGGAGGGCAGUUGGAGGAGGAAUGGUGCAUAGCCGAUGAGCAGACCCCAGACGAGGAGCUGCAAAUGGCGCUUAAUUGGGCUUGUCAAGUGGGAGGAGCAGACUGCAGUAAGAUCCAAGAAAACCAAGCAUGCUACUUGCCCAACACUCUACAGCACCACGCCUCUUACGCCUUCAACAAUUACUAUCAAAAGUUGAAGCAGCAAGGAGGGACUUGCUACUUCAAUGCUGCUGCUUUCGUCACUGCCCUUGAUCCAAGUCAUAAUUCGUGCAAGUUUGAGUACCUUCCUUGAUGAAAGCGUGGGGGAGGAUUUGGAUUUCCAGUGAAACAAGUUAAAAAGAGAGGAUUUGCAUUUGUGGUAUUAUCACUAUGUAUGUAUCACAUACAGAUCCAAUUAAAAUUAUUUUUGAGUUUCCAUUCACUCUCACUGAGCUCUGCUCUGCUUUAAUUCAUUUGAUUAUUUCCA